CUAACCUCCCAGGGUUUGGCGGCGUCUGACGUCAGAGCUGGUGGUGGGUGGAGCGGUUAAGAAACCGCCGAUGCGGGCACUGAGGAUCUGGAGUCAGCCAUGGACUGGAAAGAAGCGCUUCGCCGGCGGUUGGCGACGCCCGACACAAAUCCAAAGAGAAAAAAAAGUGAACAGGAAUUAAAAGAUGAAGAAAUGGAUCUAUUUACCAAAUAUUACUCAGAAUGGAAAGGUGGUAGGAAAACCACAAAUGAACUCUAUAGGACCAUUCCACGAUUUUAUUACAGGUUGCCGGCUGAAGAUGAAGUCUUACUCCAGAAAUUAAGAGAAGAAUCCAGAGCUGUCUUUCUACAGAGGAAAAGCAGAGAACUCUUAGAUAAUGAAGAACUACAGAACUUAUGGUUUUUGCUGGAUAAACACCAGAUACCACCUAUGAUUGGAGAGGAAGCAAUGAUCAAUUAUGAAAAUUUUUUGAAGGUUGGUGAAAAGGCUGGACCAAAGUGCAAGCACUUUUUCACUCUAAAAGUCUUUGCCAAACUCCUUCAUGCAGAUUCAUAUGGAAGAAUUUCCAUCAUGCAGUUCUUUAACUAUGUCAUGCGAAAAGUCUGGCUUCAUCAAACAAGAAUAGGACUCAGUUUAUAUGAUGUUGCUGGGCAAGGGUACCUACGGGAAUCUGAUUUAGAAAACUAUAUACUGGAACUUAUUCCUACUUUGCCACAACUAGAUGGGUUGGAAGAAUCCUUUUACUCCUUCUAUGUUUGUACAGCAGUUAGGAAGUUCUUCUUCUUUUUGGACCCUCUAAGAACAGGGAAGAUAAAAAUUCAAGAUAUUUUAGCAUGCAGCUUCCUAGAUGAUUUACUAGAGCUUAGGGAUGAGGAACUGUCAAAAGAGAGUCAAGAAACAAAUUGGUUUUCUGCUCCUUCUGCCCUUAGGGUUUAUGGUCAGUAUUUGAAUCUUGAUAAAGACCACAAUGGCAUGCUCAGUAAAGAAGAACUCUCCCGUUAUGGAACAGCAACCAUGACCAAUGUCAUCCUAGACCAUGUUUUCCAAGAGUGUCUCACUUACGAUGGAGAAAUGGACUAUAAGACCUACUUGGACUUUGUUCUUGCCUUAGAAAACAGAAAGGAGCCUGCAGCUUUGCAGUAUAUUUUCAAACUGCUUGAUAUUGAGAACAAGGGAUAUCUGAAUGUCUUUUCUUAUUUCUUUAGGGUAAGUAUGGUUUUGGUAAAAGAGCAUUUUUACUCUAACACACAUUAUAAUAUUUAGUUUAAAUUACCUACU
Messenger RNA from Nannospalax galili (Upper Galilee mountains blind mole rat), 1278 nucleotides. It is a transcript of the gene Ppp2r3c, whose product is annotated as protein phosphatase 2 regulatory subunit B''gamma. Gene Ontology annotation, biological process: B cell homeostasis; regulation of dephosphorylation; microtubule cytoskeleton organization. Lineage: Eukaryota; Metazoa; Chordata; Mammalia; Rodentia; Spalacidae. The record is from RefSeq and is a predicted model, not a curated record. Gene Ontology annotation, cellular component: spindle; centrosome.